AUGGCGUAUAGCUGUGAAACUCUCGACCACGUUACUCCAGACUUCAAGACCGAAGACCUCGACGAUAUGAGACCCCAGGGACAACAGAUUUCUGAUCGCCUCACCGUCGAAGUUGAUUGUCACUCUUUGGGCCCCAACGAUUGCCCCUCCAUGACCUCCAGCUUUUCUCCUUUGGAAUCUCCUACUCCCACCCCGACGAGCAUUUAUAGCCAGGGCUCGUUGGCAUCUCCUAGCUGGCACGAAGCCGGUCAAUAUCACAGCCUCCCCAUGGAACGCCGUACCUCCGCCACUCCUUUGCGCAGCGCAUUCAAGAUGGCCGAUCUCACAUCGAGUGAUGGGAUGAAUAUGCCAUAUGGCAAUAUGGAGCGACAGGACCAGAUGUCCAUGCCGCAGUACCUGCCGGGCUAUGAUGAGAACGUCGAACAAUUCUGGAUCCCCCAGGAUGUACCCAAGACAUUCGACGAGACCAACUUUCCUUACCAGGCACCAAUGCCUCAGUACCACACAAUGGGCCGCAACUACCACUACCGGCCUCAGCAGCCCGCCUACCUUCCGGAAUCAGCCUCCAAUCCGUGUCUGUCUCGUCCCAUGUUCACCCAAUCCGAUCGCAUUCCCAACUCCAUGUCCAUGUCCAACAUGCUUCCUUGGAUGCCGGCCCAGGAGUCCAUGACAACUCAAACUAUUAGUCCUCAGCAGGUCCUCCCUGCGGGUCCCGUCACCCCACCUUCUUCCUCUUACUCCGAGUUUCCUACCCAGCUUCAAACAUUCAAAGCCCACACUCCUUCUACUCCCGUCCGUUCAGGAUCCUUCUCUGGUACCGAUACACCCAUGAGCCGAGUUUCCAGCGGCCAUGGUCAUGAGCACUACGAGGAGCACCCUGUUUCUCCGGUCUAUAUGACUGGCUCCAUGCGCCACCGUCAGCCUUCCCGAAAGCCGUCCAAGAAGCAACUCAUCCGCUCCAGUUUGAGCCUGGAAAACCUGCCUCCCAUCAUCAAGCAGGUUCAGUUCAAGUGCAAGGAGCCUGGUUGCAAGGGUCGCUUUAAGCGUCAAGAGCAUCUCAAGCGUCACAUGAAGAGUCACUCUAAGGAGAAGCCUCACGUUUGCUGGGUUCCUGGCUGCCACCGCGCGUUCUCUCGAAGUGACAAUUUGAACGCUCACUACACCAAGACCCACAGCAAGCGGGGCGGUCGCAACCGCUAUGUCGCUACCCUAGACGAGACCAGUCCGGAUUACAAUCCUGACUUCCGUGGCCAGCUGACUCCCGACGGUCGUCCUCUCUAUGGUACCAAGUUGGAGGAUGCCAUCCCCGACUGUGGUGACCUUAGUGAUCACUGGGAUGACUAA
Messenger RNA from Penicillium maclennaniae, 1344 nucleotides. RefSeq names its product C2H2 type transcription factor BrlA (gene brlA). Lineage: Eukaryota; Fungi; Ascomycota; Eurotiomycetes; Eurotiales; Aspergillaceae. The transcript is spliced from 2 exons. Gene Ontology annotation, biological process: sexual reproduction. Gene Ontology annotation, cellular component: Ste12p-Dig1p-Dig2p complex; Tec1p-Ste12p-Dig1p complex; nucleus. The record is from RefSeq and is a predicted model, not a curated record. Gene Ontology annotation, molecular function: DNA-binding transcription factor activity. Bases 1 to 1344 code for a protein of 447 amino acids.